AUGUCGGAAUUGUCAAUGUGGGAGGCUGCGAGGCGUGGAGACACCGGGUACUUGAAGAGGUGCAGGGAGUUGGGGGCGAGAAACUUCGAUGUGGUCAUAGUGUACGCGGCGGGUGCUGGACACACUGAGAUUGUCGAAUUGUGUAAAGAGUGGGGGGCGAGGCGCUUUGGUGCAGCCAUGGAGGCCGCGGCGGAGGGUGGGCACGUGGGGAUCGUCAAGCGGUGUAAAGAUUGGGGUGCCACCAGCUUCAACAAGGCUGUACAGGGCGCGGCGGGUGAGGGUCACGUGGAGAUCGUCAAGCUUUUGAAAGGGUGGGGCGCGACGGACUUCGACUGGCCCAUGGUGGCAGCCGCUGCGGGCGGACACAUCGAAAUCGUCAGGCUGUGUAAAGAGUGGGGUGCUGUGAAGUUUGACUGGGCUAUGUCUGAAGCAGCGGGGUGUGGUCACGUUGAGGUUGUUAGAUUGUGUAAGGAGUUGGGUGCCACCGACUUUGAUGAGUCCAUGGCGACCGCCGCUGCGGAAGGACACGUCGGGAUUGUCAAGAUGUGUAAAGAGUGGGGCGCGACGAACUUCAACUCGGCCCUUUUAUUGGCGGCGGAGCACGGUCACGCCGACGUCGUCGAGUUGUGCAAGGGUUGGGGUGCGACAGACUUUGAGGAACCAAUGUGGGAGGCAUAUGAGGGCGGCUUUGGUGAAGAAGCCGAGGUGUGGGAGCGCGAGAGUGGUUUCGAUAAGACCGUGGCGGUAUGCCGUGGAGGUCUUUGGUGGGACGCUAUACACGAGGAUCUGUUCAAGUACCACCACAAACGCAAGUUUCUCAGGAGUCUCGAGGACGAACUUUUACCCAAGACUUGGCAUCCAGAUAGGUUUUGGGAUUGGUGUCUUGAUGAGCAAGAGAAGGAAAUGUUGGAAGAGUGUUUCGAUGGGUAG
This is a messenger RNA of Nematostella vectensis (starlet sea anemone), 930 nucleotides long. Its product is annotated as protein fem-1 homolog B-like. The coding region runs from base 1 to 930 and encodes 309 amino acids. The record is from RefSeq and is a predicted model, not a curated record. The transcript has a single exon. NCBI's taxonomy places the organism in Eukaryota, Metazoa, Cnidaria, Anthozoa, Actiniaria, Edwardsiidae.